Molecule: messenger RNA, 886 nt
Organism: Folsomia candida
Lineage: Eukaryota; Metazoa; Arthropoda; Collembola; Entomobryomorpha; Isotomidae
Exons: 3
Coding region: 93-713 (206 amino acids)
Source: RefSeq, a predicted model, not a curated record
UGAACAAGUCUUUAAAUAAGUCAUCAAACAGCUAACUUACUUACAAAUACAGAUAAUUUUCACAUUACACCCGCCACUUGGGGAGAUUGAGAAUGAAUAAUAUUUCCAAUCUAACUUUCACCCUGGGUGUCUUGAUCAUAGUAUUAGCCCAAGGGUGUCAGGCUGAACUUUGUGACGAUACCACGGUUAACAUGGAAUGCCCAACCUACAACCGGUGUCCCGACGGGUGGGGUAAAUACUUCUCCGAAGGAUCUGGAGGAUUCAGGAGAUGCACCUGCUAUCGAGGGUUAACAGAUGAGGAAGCCAAAAAGCGUAGCGAAUGCCGCUGCAACUAUUAUAUCACUGGCUGCACCCAUCAACCAUGUUACUCCAGCAUAUGCGAUAGCGAUUGUAGAAGAGCGAUCAGCAGAUGCCCACAAGACAUCAAGAACGAUUUGUGCAGCGGCGAUAGAACUGAUUACACAAGGUGGGAGAAAUUUUGCCCCAAGCCGACAACCCCGUUUGACCCACUCGCGCAACAAUUACACAUUGAAGAACUUGUAAAGGAUAUAUGCGCUACUCCGAUCGAUUACAUUUGUGAACUUACCGGGUUACGUCUUGAUCAAAUUCUGAAUCUCGCCGGACUCAAUAUACCCCUCUUAAGUUGCGAGGAACAGUACGCCAUUCUAUGUCAAAAAACUUCAACAACUACCAGACUGCCCAUUUUGGGUUGAUUUAUGUAGUUGAUCUAUAUAUCGUCGUCCUAAUUCUGAAAACCCCUAAAAUUAGGACGACGAUAUGUUCUUACUUAUACGAAUUUGGACCUUACAAAAACAUUGUUCCUUACUCUUCUUUCUCCUAUUGUAAUAACAAUUCGACUUUAAUCAAAUAAAAUACAUGAAGCAUA